Arabis nemorensis is the source of this 1761-nucleotide messenger RNA. Lineage: Eukaryota; Viridiplantae; Streptophyta; Magnoliopsida; Brassicales; Brassicaceae. The record is from the annotation of a GenBank genome assembly.
AUGGCGACCGAGGCGCCCUCUUCCGCCGCCGGUAACGCAGAAUAUAAACUGCCUCGAUCGAUAUUUGAAUUGAAGGCGGAUUUCUUUGACUCUUGUCGGUUGUUGGAUCCUUCGGUCCGGUUAGGACCUGUGGUUUUACCCGCUUUCGAUCCGGACAAAAGAGACGAGGCGGAGGAGAAGGGUUCCAAGGACGGAGUGAUUUUGGACAGAUGGACCUGUCAUACUUGUCAAAUCGAGUUCGUAUCUCUUCAAGAUCAACGCUCACAUUUCAAGUCCGAUAUUCAUCGCCUUAACAUUAAGCUGAGUGUUGCUGGGAAGGCUAUAUUGAAAGAGGAAGAUGUUGAUGAAUUGACAUCUGAGUCUGUCCAAGACUAUGAUGUGUCUAGUAUCUCAGGAUCAGAGGACGAAGCUGAGUCAGCUAGAGCUUCAUUCCAGGUUGUUGAUCCUCAAAAGGGUAUUGAUAAAAAGAAGCUCUUUUUUCGUCUUCAAAGUGGUGAUAAAGUUUCUAUAUGGAGAAGCUUAAUCGUGGACGAGGCUGAGAAGGUUUCAUACGGGAAUGACAGGGGAGGAGGAAGCUCUGUUGAUGAUUGUGGGAGCUUGGGCGAGAAUGAAGUCACUGAGAGGUUGAGAAAUUUGAUUCGAGAGAAUAUCAAGGAUGAUAGGAAAAUGUGUGUCGUGUUGCUUGCUAGUGGUGGCCACUUUGCCGGUACUGUCUUUAAAGGAAAAUCGGUUGUGGCUCAUAAGACAUUCCACAGAUACGUUGUAAGAGCUAAGGCUGGUAAAAAGCAGUCCACAAAAGAUGCAAGCGGGAGAAGUAUUCACUCUGCUGGAGCCUCACUUCGUCGAUAUAAUGAACUUGCUUUGAAAAAGGAUAUUCAAGAUCUACUUGCUAGCUGGAAGCCUUAUUUUGAUGGCGCUUCUUGUGUUUUUAUCCAUGCUCCCUCAAGCAGUAGGCAAUUGCUUUUCAAUGGAGGCAAACCAUAUUUUAGCAGCCAGAACUGUGCUGUACGAAACGUUCCAUUUACUAUCCGGCGGCCAACAUUCAAGGAAUCACAGCGUAUAUAUAGUCAGUUGACUCAGGUUUCAUAUGUAACUGAGGAGAUUUAUGUAAAUCCACCAGAAGAAGCCAAAGCUAAUAUCGUGGUGCACACCCACACUGGUGAUAUCGCAAGACAUGAAGAGCCUGAUGAAACUUCUUCUAUCAGCAUAAUCUUAGAGGAACCAAAUCAUGUAGAAGAGGAGGAUCAUGGGGAUGGAGUUACUGGUACGUCAACUCCAUUACAUGAAGCUGCUAAAUCUGGUGAUUUUAAGAGAGUUCUGGAGUUACUGGAGGAGGGUAUGGAUCCUUGUGCUAAGGAUGAAAGAGGCAGAACACCAUACAUGCUUGCAAAUGAAAAAGAAGUGAGAAACACUUUCAGACGAUUUAUGGCGUCAAACCUUGAAAAAUGGAAUUGGCAUGAUGCUAAAGUACCCAGCCCGCUGACCAAAGAGAUGGAAGAAUCUCAAGCUGCCAAGCAGGCAGAGAAAGACGCCAAGCAGAAAGCAAGAACAAAAGAAUUGAAGAAACUACGUAAAGCGCGAGAAAAGAAGGCUCAGGCGGAAGCUGCGCAAGCUGAGAAGGAGAAACCGAUCUCUAAAGUGGAGGAAGUGAGGAGAGCAAUGGCGGCUGCGAGGGAAAAGAGAGCAGCGGCUGCAGAAAGACGGAUGGCAUCGCUUAACAUUCAAAGCAGUUCAACGACAUCAUCAUCAUCGGCAUCAUAG